Molecule: messenger RNA, 1626 nt
Organism: Aureobasidium subglaciale EXF-2481
Lineage: Eukaryota; Fungi; Ascomycota; Dothideomycetes; Dothideales; Saccotheciaceae
Exons: 2
Coding region: 1-1626 (541 amino acids)
Biological process (GO): aromatic amino acid catabolic process; L-tyrosine biosynthetic process
Molecular function (GO): aromatic-amino-acid:2-oxoglutarate transaminase activity; pyridoxal phosphate binding; L-2-aminoadipate:2-oxoglutarate transaminase activity
Source: RefSeq, a predicted model, not a curated record
AUGUCUACCACUGAGACCCAACCCACUAUCAUUUCUACCGCGCUCGAUGGGGUGACCAACACUCAAAGCACUCCUCUUUUCAACCGCCGGACAUGUCCGCCCCUACCUCUGGGUGUCGCGGUUGGAGCACCAAGCGAGAAUUUCAAGACUCGCCCUGCGGCUGGCAAAAAGCCAGCUCGAAGAUGGGACCACAUCUUGAGUUUGGAGAGCAAGGGUCGCAAACCUUCGAAUCUCAAGGGAACUGCGAGGUACAUGAAGCCAGGAGUCUUGAACCUGUGCGGAGGCGUUCCUUCAAGCGAAUACUUCCCCUUCAGCUCCAUCAGUACAGCAUCGCCAAAGGCUUCAGAUAUCCUGCCAUCGUCAAAAUUGCAGCCAUCUUUACAGACUCUUACAAAGCACGAUGUGGCAGACGGAACAUCGGAAUAUGAUCUGAAUAUCGCUCUCAACUAUGGUCCGACAUUGGGCGCUGCUCAAGUUUUGCGGUUCGUGACUGAGCAUGUAGAACUCUUGCACGAACCUCUGUACGCGGAUUGGGCAGUCACGUUGUCGAUCGGGUCCACAUCAGCGCUUGACAUCGCAUUCCGAAUGUUCUGUGAGCGAGGGACCUACGUGUUGGCCGAAAAGUUCACCUUCAGCUCAACGGUCCAGCUGGCAGAAGCUUUGGGGGCCAAAUUGCUCGGCGUGGAAGUGGAUGAUGAAGGUAUGGUCCCAGAGUCGCUGGACCAUAUCCUAAAUGAGUGGGAUCCUGCGUACUACGGUGGAGCGCCUAAACCAUUCCUUGUGUACACUAUCCCAUCUGGCCAAAAUCCUACAGCAUCAACUCAACCUCUCGAACGCCGCAAAGCUAUCUAUGCAGUAGCAGAGAAGCAUGACCUCUUCUUACUGGAAGACGAUGCCUAUUAUUACUUGCAGAUGGAUCCCUACAACGGUAACACAGAGUACAACCCGCCUCAACACCCUCCCACGUUUCAAGAAUACAAAGCUGGUCUAGUCCCCAGCUUCCUAUCUCUGGACACUUCUGGUAGGGUCCUCCGCAUCGACACGUUCUCCAAGAUCAUCGCACCAGGUGCUCGCGUAGGCUGGGUCACAGGUCCCGCUCAACUCAUCGAGCGGUAUCAACGCCAAGCAGAGUUUGGCACUCAAGCUCCCAGCGGAUUCAGUCUUCUCGCUCUCUACAACAUAUUGGAAAAGGAAUGGGGUCAUGAGGGCUUCUUCAACUGGUUGGCCUAUCUGCGAGCUUCAUACACUCAUCGUCGAGACGUCAUGGUCAAAGCCUGUUACGAUCAUCUGCCUGCUGAAGUCACGAGUUUCACAACUCCUUCUGCGGGUAUGUUUCAGUGGAUCCGUGUCAAUGUUGCUAGUCAUCCCAAGGUCAACCAAAACGACCAGAGCGAUGCUGGGCGUCAACAGAAUCUGCUGGAUAUCGAGCAUGCAAUCUUCGAAUCUGCUACCGAGGAACAGGUGCUGGUCGCCAAAGGAAGCCUUUUCAAGACUGCUUUGCAUAAAGGUGGAGCGGUGGAUUAUGGUGUGUACUUCAGGAUGACAUUUGCUGCUGCACCUGAAGAUCAGAUUGAGGAAGCUGUGAGACGUUUUGGAGUCGCAAUCAGGAAGGAGUUUGGGCUCUGA